Messenger RNA from Rattus norvegicus (Norway rat), 6533 nucleotides. The record is from RefSeq and is a predicted model, not a curated record. Lineage: Eukaryota; Metazoa; Chordata; Mammalia; Rodentia; Muridae.
CUCGACACCCUGAUAGUCAAAAGGAAGAGGUACAAGUGUCACUAGACUGUCCCAUUCUUGUGAGGUUGGUUCCACUGGGUUCCUCUCCAGCCCUCCCCUGUUCUCUGAAAUGCUAGAGGUAUUUGAAAGGGUCUGACGUAGCAAACCAUCGUUCUUUCAUGUCAGCUGUUAUCACAUACUUGUGGGACACAGGAUCCAGGGAUGUAAGGUGCUCAGGCCUUCAGAGUGCAUAAGCCGUUACCCACCACUCUUACAGCCUCUCUGGCUUCUUCCCUACACUUCUGCACCUGCCACCUGAAAGGGGUGUUUUCCCGCUGAGGCCCAGGCCAGGCAAGAGAACUGAAUCCUGAGAACAUCUUGGCUGCCCACUACUCUGUUCCAUGGGGCCCUCAGCCCCAGCAGGAAAGAGCACUUGCUUAGCCGAUCAAGUCAUCAGUAGUUCUUCCCUUUGGUUAUCUUACAGCAGACCACAGAGAAGAGCAGGGCCCUUCAGAUGACUUCCAGCCAUGCUGUAGCACUGGGGGGGGGGGGGGGACCUGCUAAUCCAAACUGGGCAAGCCCAUUGCUGUUCCAAGCUGCCAGGUUUUCAUGGGUUAUCAGCACCUCAACCAACUGGGUUGUGUUCUUGAUAGUAUGAAAGUCCAGAGAGGUGGCAAGAGUGAGAAAACAGGAAGAGGAGUCCUACCUGACUGGAAUAAACAUAUGGCUGCCUCAUGGAAAGCACUUAACCUACCCACUAACCACCAGGGAGAGGAUGGUUCAUUUUUAGAAUAUCUGCUGGGACAAGACAAUGCUUUUUAAAAGAGGACCUAAGAGGCUUGGGACUGCUUAAAAUCCUGGACUUUCACCAGGCGGUGCACACCUUUAAUCCCAGCACUUGGGAAGCAGAGGUAGGAGGAUCUCAUUGAGGUUGAGUCCAGCCUGGUCUACUGAGGGAGUUCCAGGACUGCUAAGCUUACACAGAGAAACUCUGUUGUGGGAAGAAAGAACAAAGAAUCCUGGAUAUUCUGGGGUUGAAACUUGAUACAAUCAAACUUAAGGGAAACAGUAACCAAGUCCACAGAGCCAGGACCUGGGGUGAAGGGGGUGGGAGCCUGCACAUACCCUGUCCUCUCUUCUACUGCAGGCUGUUCUGAGACUUUCAUGAAUCCCGAGAGAUGACAACAGAACCAUCAGGGUAAUCAGUGGCUUUCAGAUCCCACUGAGGACUAAAGCCUGCAACUGCCCGUCUCCCUAGGAAAUGGACACUAAAGGACAGAGAAUUAAUCAUUCUUACACCUCUUGGCAAAAGCGGGCGAAGGGCACCAACCUUGAAGGUGUGGUUAGAAUUUUCAGGCACAGCCUCUGAAAAUAGGUCAUGUCCAAUGUUCCUAGUGCAGUAAACAGGGACGUUUAUAAUGACUAAUUGCUCUGCCUCCUGUGCUGUGCGUGCUUUUGUAACCUGUGACAGAAAACCAAGUCUCAAUGGACUGCCUGUUCCCCAGAGUGUGUUAAAUAUUUUAUUCUGCAUUACACAGCAGGAGAAGUUUCUAAAGGACUCUGUGUAAUACCUACAUCUUUGUCGUUAUUGUGAACCAGAUCCAAUAUCUACAGCAAGGAGGAAACAAAUAUAUGCAUGAAGAAUAUCAACCCUCUUAGCUCUUAAGGGUUUGUGUACAUUUGAUAUUUAAUAGUUUUUUCCUUUUUACUUUUAACAUUCUUUGAGAAACGUUUAUUUAGAAAACGAUAACUUGGGAGCUGGUGAGAGGAUUUAAGAGCACUGGCUGCUCUUCCAGAAGUCUUGAGUUCAAUUCCCAGCAACCACAUUGUGGCUCACAACCAUCUUUAGGGAGAUCUGAUGCCCUCUUUGGGCAGGCAGAUGUAUAUGUAGCAGAGCACUCAUACAUUAAGUAAAUAAAAGUUUUUUUAAAAAGCUCGAUAUCUCUGUGAAAACAAAACCCCGAUAAAUGGUAAUAGUAAAAUCCUAAUACGAAGAGUUAGAUCAAGGUUCAAGCACAGAGCCAUAACCAAAACAACUUGAACCUCAAAGCCCCGGAUGAGCUGGAGUGCGCAGGCGCAGUGACGGGGGCGUGGCCAAGUGGCGGGCUUUUCUGUUUGCGCAUGCUCCUUCUGUGAAGCUUCAAAUUUUAUGGCGGCUACCGGGCUUACUUGCGGGCCUCAGGGAGUCCGCCCUGAAGAUGAGAGCGAAUUCGGCCCUGCCUGAGUGAAGCGCUGACACCGAAGACAGAGAGGUUUAUAGGCCUUCAUCGUAGGAUCAGGUGAAGCAGCUUGGGCAGGCGAUGCCCAUUACAGAGGCCUUCGGGAAGAUUGCUGGAGGACUCCCACAUCCAAGGCAGCUUGAUCCAAAGGGCUCUGACCUUGGCAAGGAAGGCCUCUGCUUUUGAGGAGGAAUUAUUGGAAGGGCAUCCAGUAGCAGAACAGGAGGGCAAUGGCUGAAGAAAGCCAGGAGAUGGGUGGCAUCCAUUUUCCGUUUCCCUUCCCCCCCUAUCCUAUCCAGAAAGACUUCAUGGCAGAACUCUACAAGGUUUUGGAGGCUGGCAAGAUUGGGAUAUUUGAGAGUCCAACUGGCACGGGAAAGUCCUUAAGUCUGAUUUGUGGGGCCCUCUCCUGGCUCCGGGACUUUGAACAGAAGAAAUUGCAAGCAGAGGCUGGUCUCCUCGCUCCUGCAUCUGGCCCCACAAGUAGUGGGAGGAACUCAGUCCUGUCUUCCUCAUCCUGCCAAGAACCCUCUGACACCCUGAGACCUGCUGGAGAUCCUGACUGGGUCACUGAAUUUGUGCAGAAGAAAGAAGAAAGGGACCUGGUGGAGAGGCUGAGGGAGGAGCAGCUGAGGAGGAGGAAGCGAGAGGAGCGGCUGCAGGAGGUCUGCCAGGAUGGAAGACGCAGGUUUGCUGCCAAGCGCUCGAGACAGGAGGAAGAGGAGACCGAGACUCUCCUGCGCCUCAGCAGGGAGAUGCUUGCUGCAGACACAGCACCAGAGCAGCUGGGGCAGCUGGAGUGUGGGGAGGAGCAUCUGGUUCUGGCAGAAUAUGAGAGUGAUGAGGAGAGAAGAGGCAGCAGGGCGGAUGAGGGUGAGGAUGACUUGGAGGAAGAACAUAUAACCAAGAUUUAUUACUGCAGUCGGACACACUCACAGCUGGCCCAGUUUGUGCGUGAGGUGCAGAAGAGCCCUUUUGGCAAGGAGACGCGGCUAGUUUCCCUUGGGUCUAGGCAGAGCCUUUGUGUGAAUGAAGAUGUGAAAAGCCUGGGUUCUGUGCACCUCAUGAAUGACCGCUGUGUGGACAUGCAAAGACGCAAACACAAGAAGAUGAGAAUUGGGGAAGACAAGCCAAAGAGAAGGAGACAGAAGAUGCAGGCCUCCUGCCCCUUCUACAACCAUGAGCAGAUGGAGCUUCUCCGGGAUGAGAUUCUGCUGGAGGUGAAGGACAUGGAGCAGCUCGUGGCCCUCGGGAAGGAGGCCCAGGCCUGCCCCUAUUAUGGAAGCCGCUUUGCCAUCCCUGCAGCCCAGCUGGUGGUGCUGCCCUACCCAAUGCUGCUGCACGCAGCCACCCGGCAGGCUGCGGGAAUCAGGCUGCAAGGGCAGGUGGUCAUUAUUGACGAGGCUCACAACCUGAUCGACACCAUCACCAAUAUCCACAGCACAGAGGUCAAUGGUUCCCAGCUCUGCCAGGCCCAUUCCCAGUUGCUCCAGUACAUGGAAAGAUACAGGAAGCGUUUAAAGGCCAAGAACCUGAUGUACAUCAAGCAGAUCCUGUACUUGCUGGACAAGUUUGUGGCUGUUUUGGGAGGUAACGUUAAGCAAAACCCUAGUACACAGAGCCUGCCUCAGACAGGGUCUGAGCUGCAGAGCAUCAACGACUUUCUCUUUCAGAGCCAGGUGGACAACAUCAACCUCUUCAAGGUUCAGCGGUACCUGGAGAAGAGCAUGCUCAGCAGGAAGCUCUUUGGCUUCACAGAAUGCUUUGGAGUUGUUCUUCCAUCCCUCUCAGACUCUGAGGAGAACCGAGGUCUGGGUGGCUUCCAGCAGUUCCUGAAGAGCCUGCAGUCAGGGCCUCCUGAGGACUCCCUGGAGGAGGGCCAGGCUGUAGCCCUGCGGCCUGCCUCCCCACUGAUGCACAUUGAGGCCUUUUUAGAAGCUCUCACCACAGCCAACCAGGAUGGCAGGGUGAUCGUGAACCGCCAAGGCAGUGUUGGUCAGAGCAGCCUUAAGUUCUUACUCUUGAACCCAGCUGUGCACUUUGCCCAGGUGGUGAAGGAAUGCCGAGCCCUGGUCAUUGCUGGUGGCACCAUGCAGCCGGUGUCUGACUUUCGGGAGCAGCUGCUGGCGUGUUCUGGGGUAGAAGCUUCGAGAGUGGUUGAGUUCUCCUGUGGUCACGUGAUCCCUCCAGACAACAUCUUGCCCCUUAUCAUAUGCAGUGGGCCCUCUAACCAACAGCUGGAAUUCACCUACCAGAGAAGAGAGCUGCCUCAGAUGAUGGAGGAGACGGGCCGCAUUCUCUGUAACUUGUGCAACGUGGUCCCUGGAGGGAUGGUGUGCUUCCUUCCUUCCUACGAGUACCUGCGCCAGGUACAUGCUCACUGGGACAAGACUGGCCUGCUGGCACGUUUGUCUGUCAGGAAAAAGAUCUUUCAAGAGCCCAAGAGAGCGAGCCAGGUGGAGCAGGUGCUGACGGCGUAUUCCACGUGCAUUGCGAGCUGCAGUCACUCAGAAGGCCAUCUGACAGGGGCCCUUCUCCUCUCUGUGGUUGGAGGGAAGAUGAGUGAAGGGAUCAACUUCUCGGACGACCUGGGCCGGUGUGUGGUGAUGGUGGGGAUGCCGUACCCCAACAUUAAGUCUCCAGAGCUACAAGAGAAGAUGGCCUACUUGGAUCAGACCAUUCCUAGGACACAUGGUCAGCCCCCGCCAGGGACGGUAUUGAUAGAGAAUCUGUGUAUGAAGGCUAUAAACCAAUCCAUAGGCAGGGCCAUCAGGCACCAGAAGGACUUUGCCAGCAUUGUGCUCCUGGAUCACCGGUAUGCCCGGCCCUCCAUCCUGGCCAAGUUGCCUGCCUGGAUACGAGACCGAGUGGAAGUCAAAGCCACCUUUGGGCCUGCUUUUGCUGCUAUGCGGAAGUUCCAUCGAGAAAAGUCACACCCAUGUCUAGGGUAAGCUUGUGUUUAUUUUCUGUGCUUGACCCGGCCUUCGUAUAUGGCCUAAGAAGGUGCAAACCAUAUGCAGACUGCUGUGUGCACCAGCCUUCAGAGGCCGUGCCCUCCAGUGUUUGGACUCACAUAGAGAAGCCACAAGGACAGAGCCAGAACAUCCUGAAGACACCACGUUCCCGGAGACAAGAGUCUCACUGUAGCACCUGGCUCAGGUUCAGCUCUCUGCCUUUUCUGAGGUGAGGCCCGCCUGCCUCUGACCCACGCCAUUUAAGCUUUCCUUGGCCUUGGACUCCCAUCUCAGACACAGAUGUCCUGUUUCAAGCUUUAUUGCCUGGCCCAGAAUUGUACACACAUCAUCUGUCCAGAAGAGAAUUUGAGAAAACAAUGGGGACAUACUUAAUAUUGAAAGAGCUGACAUAAACUGAUUUUUCUGAAGGACCCUUCACAAAGACUUGGACCCUGGUCAUAUACUUCUCUAUACCCCAUAAAGAAAGAAGCAUUGAUCCUAUCCACAGCUCCUCAGGCCUCUGUGCUCAGAACAACGUUCCCCUGUAAGACAUGUCAUGGGGCAAAAGGGUCUCCAUGUUUUUCAUUUUCUUCUGUUGUUCCCUGAACAUGAACAGCUCCUUCAUGUUCAGCAGUGGCUGUCCCUUAUAUGACCUUCGGGAAACUCAGGAGCCAUAUGCCCUUGGCAUUUAGGCAACACCCUGGGCUGCAAACUGAGAGGAGGCAAGAGGAGGCAGAGGAGAGAGUGCAGGCUUGUCUUUCAAUGGUGCUUGUACCGCUUGCAGCUCAAAGGGGUUCGAUCCUUGAAUCCUCCCCAGAUUGAAGUGCCCUCACACCUGGGGGAUGUUUUGAGACAGACAGACCUUCACAGGGAGACACGUUAAGAUUUUGUCACUAGCGCAGGACUUUAGCAUGCACUGAAAUGCAGCUAGAAAUCCAAGUUCUAAAAGGACCCAGAGAAUGACAGCCUCUGUAAACCUUGAAGGAUUGUCACUGGGAAUCUACUCAUCUGUUACCUGCUUUCUGAAAUGGCAAUGUUCCCAGGGUUAUAUCAUAGGAAUAUCAUCCAGGUAUCAUGCCCAAUUAAAACAUUGAUUGAAUUUUGUGAUCAAGUAUGAGAAUUUUCCUAAAUGCAAUUGAUAUCAUGAUAAUAGAUAUUUGUCUAGAGACAGCGUGCAGUGUGAGCUAUGUAAAAGCAUUGGGGAGAUGCAGUGGGAGGAAUAAUUGAUCCAGGUCAUCAAAGGCGGCAGCAGGCUGCAGAAUGAAGAGACCCAGAGACCUCAUUUGUUGUGUGACCUCCAUCAAGCCACUUAGAGACCUCCACACCUUAAUGUGUUAUUCACUUAUUAAAAUGUUUGUUCCAUUUCCCUUAUAACCUGAAA